UAGUCUCUUGAGGUGAAGCUUCGUCCCUGCUUCCCCAACCAUCUGUGACGUACUUUUCGCAGUCACAAACACAACUUCUAGUAUCAUCGGGCCAUGUCGUACGAAUCUCAGAUAUACUCCAUCACAUCUCACUACCUGUAUCACACCCAUGACAACUCUCAUCUAUGCUUCCCUUCCGUUGCCAAAACAAAUUCAAGAAGCGACCGCGACAAAACAACACGACACUCACUACCACUGUACACACGUCCAUGGACACAGGCCUAUAGCUCCCUGCGCCUUGUUUGAUCAGCUACUGUACUCUGCUAUCCUACUCAUUCAAUCUCUACUUCUCUCCGCUUCAUUAUCAACCACGCCCCGAGCGCAAACAAAACAACCACCACACUCCUUUGUCUUCAACAGCUCAACAAAGAGCAGGCCAGCGAACCCUCUCUAUGCUGUAUACCCCAAGCACACACACAUCAACAGCAACAAUCCUCCAACAAGCCGCAACCCGAACACUCGCCCAGCCAACGUGUUGCUGCCUUCAACAAACGUGCGCCGCGCAACAACAAAAUAAACAGCUCAUGACGUUACUUGAGGAUGAACUCGCCCUUGCUGCUCAACUUGGCCAACGCAUCAUACUACAACAUGAUGAACAUGUCGUCAAGGCCGAUCAGGAAAGACGCGCCGUGUUGCUGGAAAUUGAACGACAGCGCGGCAUCCAAGAACGCGCAGAAGCGCUAGAACAAGGGAAUCGCUUGUUGGAGCGACAAAACCACAGUGUCAUGGAUGAGAACCUCUCCCUCAUGAAACGACUUGAGCAGUUGCAUGCACAACUCAAUCAUGCAGAUUCGAGGAACCAAGAUUUACUCGCAACGUUGGCAGAUGCCGAACAGGCAAAUGAUUCACUCUCUAGUAAAGCACUCGCUGCGCAAACGCUCAAGCAGCAAGUAUCCAGUAUUCAGCUUGAAAAGGAAGCACUUGAACAACAAGUGCAGUCCCUUGCGCACGAUCAAGAAGGUUCUGCUGCACGAUUCAGAAAGGCGCAACGCAAGAUUGAUGAGUUGGAGGAAACAUUACAGAGGCUAUCGCAACCUGCUACCUAUAUACCGCAUUCAAUACGUCCGAGGACACCAACACGGCAAAGAUCCCACUCGCCCGCAACCUCUACAGCCCCGCCGAAGCUCGUGGCCGACUUGUUUGAGGAGAAUGCAACCCUUGCUUCAAGUGCAGCCGAGCUACGCAGAUUACUUGCCGCUUCACAAGAGGAACUUGCAGCCUUACGGCAAGAACCCAUCACAACACUGACGCAUGUUGCGCGUCCGCACAGUCCGACCCUGCGUCAAACCAUCUCUCAGGAAUUGCAUCAUCAUCAUUACCAUCACUACUACCACGUUCCUGACAAGACUGGCAAGAAACGAUCAUCCUCUACACGUCUCAGGAGGCUCGUAUCAUCGGAAACAGAGUAUACCACGCCUGCACCUGUAUCGCGUGUUGUUGAGCAUGGUCUAGCGAGUCCCGUUUCAUUACAAAAACAAACUGCGCCGACACGUCGGGGGCCUCGUGAUUCGGGAUACUUCUCAGUCAGUCGAGAUCGGUCCUCCUCCUAUUCGCAUCCAUCCACACCAAUGGACCUACCCAGCACAACGGAUGACGAAUCAGAGCGCGAUCUUGCACGCACACCAACGCGAUUCAAGCAACGUGCAAGUUCUGUACAUACGAGUUGGCAUACUCAGACAUACCCGUCACGUUACAGCAAGAUCUCAUGGGGAAAUUACAGCAUUCAACGUCACAUGAAUCUUUACUACCCUCUCGCAUCACUUCAGACGUCGCCCACUUGAAAAGACCGAAACCGUCACCAUUACAAGCAGUCGAUUCACCGGUGACGAGUACAUUAUCAGCAGACUUGAUUACAGCGCGCGGCUUUGCCUAUCGACGCGGCC
Protomyces lactucae-debilis is the source of this 1922-nucleotide messenger RNA. RefSeq lists its product as uncharacterized. The coding region runs from base 432 to 1820 and encodes 462 amino acids. NCBI's taxonomy places the organism in Eukaryota, Fungi, Ascomycota, Taphrinomycetes, Taphrinales, Protomycetaceae. The record is from RefSeq and is a predicted model, not a curated record. The transcript is spliced from 2 exons.